AUGGCCUACAAUUCUCUCCUCCCGCCUGAACUUCAACCGGUUUAUCAACAGCAUUAUGGGGAAGGCGUGGGUGGGGCUGCAUCGUAUGUAACACCCUUAGAUCCCGUCACUGCCUCCCAGAUGACCUACCACCAUGAGGGUAUGUUACCGUUCGGAGACUACUACUCCACCCCAGUAGCAGAUGCUGUAGGUUUUGACAGUCAGCCUGUUAUAGGACACUAUAACCCACCACCGUACGCACCAAACGUUUAUCACUCGAUGGUCGGAAAAUAUCCUCCACCCUAUAAAUCCAUGCCAGUCCUGCCUCCGAUUGCUGCGGCCAGCCAAGUACGGAUUGAAAGCUCUCCAGCUGUGCUCCAAGGCGGGUCGUAUACCAUUGACGGAACACUGGUCUACGGGGAUUUCAUUCCAACGAACGAAUACAUCGGGCAGUUUGACACGCUACCAGUUAAUCUACGGUCAGAGUUGCGUGAAACGUACGGUGUGUAUCCAAGGACGGAUGUGAAAAUCGUUGUCAAUGAUGGACGUUAUCAUCUGUACGCAACGCCGAUCAUUCGUAACGGUGUGUCCGUAGAACAAUUACCUCCAGUAAUCCGACCGCGUUUUCAUCAUCUGCCCAUGCCAGUGCGUCGGGGUAUUGGAUUUCCUCGUCCCCUGACUGGACUCAGUGAAACUUUUGGAUCUGUCAAUUUGUCUAGAGCGUCCAAUUAUCAUCGAGUGUACCGUAGUUCCUCUCCAGUGAUGCGACUAAGUCCGUCUCCGCCUUUACCACUUGCUCCGAUCAGAGAACGCGUUGUGGUACGUCGGAGUCCGUCGCCAUUAGUCGUAGAAGAAGUACCUCUAACGCCACAACCACCUCGGAUGUAUGCCAACUAUGUCCGAACAACACGACUAGCUCCGAGUCCACGGCGUGUACGCUACAGAUCUCCGACUCGCUAUACGGAGAGAAAUCUACGACGUGGUUAUAUCGAGUCGGAUGGACGAGUUGAUAUGAUCAGGGAUUUAUUUCAUCCUUGA
Lottia gigantea (owl limpet) is the source of this 1017-nucleotide messenger RNA. RefSeq lists its product as hypothetical. NCBI's taxonomy places the organism in Eukaryota, Metazoa, Mollusca, Gastropoda, Lottiidae. The transcript has a single exon. The record is from RefSeq and is a predicted model, not a curated record. The coding region runs from base 1 to 1017 and encodes 338 amino acids.